Messenger RNA from Thunnus maccoyii (southern bluefin tuna), 4731 nucleotides. RefSeq names its product serine/threonine kinase 32A (gene stk32a). Gene Ontology annotation, biological process: protein phosphorylation; regulation of signal transduction; G protein-coupled receptor signaling pathway. The transcript is spliced from 13 exons. The record is from RefSeq and is a predicted model, not a curated record. Gene Ontology annotation, molecular function: G protein-coupled receptor kinase activity; ATP binding; G protein-coupled receptor binding. NCBI's taxonomy places the organism in Eukaryota, Metazoa, Chordata, Actinopteri, Scombriformes, Scombridae. Bases 975 to 2195 code for a protein of 406 amino acids.
GUAAUCUGUUUAUCUUGCUAAAAUGCAUUAUGGGAUACAACUUUUAUUAUUAUUUUUUUUUAAUGAGUGCAUGAACGACGGGGGGAGACCUCAUCCCCUCAGCUACAGCAGAUCAGCCUGGCAGCGUAUGAGACGUGCCUCUCCAGACGCACGGUGUUGGCGAGCCCAUUAUACACAGGCGGCGAUGUGGAGGUCAGUCGCUCAUCAGCGCAGCGUGCCGAGCAGUUUCAUUCUUGAGUUUUGCUCCCAGUGUCCUCUAUCCUCCAGAAACGAAACGAGGGAUUUCGCAUUGCACUCCGUCGGCGCAUCCCGCAAGUCACGUCUCGCUGUGAGGUUCCGUUUUUCGGGCGGCAGGUGUCCCGGUGCGUCGUCGCGUCCGAACACCGGACAAGUGAUGCCUUUGAGCCGCACUGUUGCUCUCCAGUCGCUCCUCUUCUCUGCAGUAAACCGGGCUGGAAAUGGUCCGAUGCUCCACAAGCCGGCGGCGUUCAGAGGUUAGACUCUCAGUCAACAGAGGGUCACAGCCACAGACACAUCACUCACCAUCCUCGUCCUCCUCCUGGCUUGGAAGAGUCAUCCGUCUGCCUGCAUUCAUCUGAACAGCAGUGAAGACUGACAGGAAACUUACGCUGUAGUGGUGCUGCCUGUGUGUGUGUGUCAGCGCUUCAGUGCCUUUAGUGUUCCCCCAAGCCCUCUUUUGUGUGUGUGUGUGUGUGUAAUGAUAUGUGAUUGUGUCAAGGUGGAGAGAUAAGAGGAAGACGGGACCUCUUCAAGUCAGCAAAACUGAGGCAGCUGCUGUGUAUGUGUGUGUCAGGGUUGAGCAGUCCAGCACGUGAAAGUGUGUAUGUGUGUUUGUGUGUGUGUGUGAGGGGCUAAUAUUGGCCAGGCUAUGAGUGCGUCUCAGAGGGAGAGCCGUUCAAUGCUGAGUUGAGCUAAGGGAGCAGAAGAGGAGAAUCUGAAAGAGAGGAGCAGCCAUGGGGCUCGGACAGUCCAGCAAGGCUCCGGUCACCGAUGACACAGAUGAGGUCAAUUUUGACCACUUCCAGAUCCUGAGGGCAAUAGGAAAAGGAAGCUUUGGAAAAGUCUGCAUUGUGCAGAAGAAGGACACUAAGAAGAUGUAUGCCAUGAAGUACAUGAACAAGCUAAAAUGCGUGGAGCGGAACGAAGUAAGGAAUGUCUUGAAAGAGCUGCAGAUCAUGCAGAACCUUGAGCAUCCUUUCCUGGUCAACUUCUGGUACUCCUUCCAGGAUGAGGAGGACAUGUUUAUGGUGGUGGACUUGCUCCUGGGAGGAGACCUGCGCUAUCACCUCCAGCAGAACGUCCACUUCUCGGAGAGUACUGUCAAACUCUACGUCUGUGAAUUGGCCUUGGCUCUGGGAUACCUCUGCACCAAGCGCAUCAUACACAGAGACAUCAAACCUGACAACAUACUACUGGAUGAACAUGGACACGUUCAUCUAACGGACUUCAACAUCGCAGCCAUUGUAAAGGAAGACCUAAAAGCAACGUCCAUCGCUGGGACCAAGCCAUACAUGGCUCCUGAGCUUUUUCAGAUCUUCGAGGGGUCCCACCCUGGCUACUCCUUCUCUGUUGACUGGUGGUCGCUGGGUAUCACAGCCUACGAGCUACUAAGAGGACAGAGACCAUAUGUGAUGAGAUCCAGUACUCCGGCUAAUGAGAUCCUUCAGACAUUUCACAAGGUCCAUCCAAGCUACCCAGCAGCCUGGUCUUUGGAAAUGAAGUCUCUUCUCAGAAAGUUGCUGUGCAUAGAUGUCCAGAAGCGCAUUUCCUGUCUAGCAGAGCUACAGGAUCUGGACUACAUGUCAGACGUCAACUGGGAUGCUGUGCUCAGCAAACAGCUUCCUCCAGGCUUUAUUCCCAAUAGGCGGAGACUAAACUGUGAUCCUACAUUUGAGCUGGAGGAAAUGAUCCUGGAGUCCAAACCGCUUCAUAAGAAGAAGAAAAGGCUCGCUAGAAAGACCAAGGACCAGGGAUCUGAUGGGUCUCCACAGAAUGGUCAGUUGCAGCAGCGUUUGGAUAACGUCCAAAGAGACUUCAUUGUCUUCAACAGAGAAAAGUCAAAGAAAGCAGAGGUGGAUUCAGAGUCCUCUGAGCUGUCCAUGAGUGAGAAGAAUAAAGCAAUAGAGGAUGGACAGAAUAACAAUGUUGAGCCAGCCUCCUACUUAUCAGGAUAGAUCUUAUGACUCCCCACUUCCUCCCUUAUCACUUGCACCCGCCCACAGCUUGUAGAUCAGCAACUUACACCCAGACACCUAUCGUUCUGUCAGCACAAGCACUCAUAUCCUCGAUGUUCCUGCACCACUACAUUGCCUAUAAAAACACAGACUCAGCACUGUAUGCACAUGUGCAUCACUGUUCAAUCACAAAGACCACAUUAUCAAGAGACUGAGUGAAAUGAACUUCUCAAGCAGCAACCAAUGCCAGAGCAGGCUUUUCGCUUUCCUGUCACCCAGAAGAAUGACUCUGAGUGUAACUCAUAUCAUGCUCCCUAACAUCACUCAGGUGCUCUCAUAUCUGCUCAACCUCUCCUCUGGGCAGUGUGCUGAAGUGAAAAGGGAGUCACUCCCCUGACAAUGCCACACCUGCUCGGCUGUUACAGGAAAUGAAGCCUGAUGUGGUGAAAUACUGCUGCUGCUGCUGUCUUGGCCGGGACUCUCCGAUUUGUAAUCUCUGUGAGCCAUUAACUGGUUACAUACAAUUAUUUAAAAACAGCAAUGCUUGGUAUAGAGAGUUGGGUUGGCAGCUUAUAUUGAAAACCAAACACUUAGGUGGAUGGCUUUGCCCAAUGUGAUGCUUACAACUGGAUGGAUUGACUUGAGAUUUGAGCAUGACAAUAAGAGUAUAAAACAUUCACAUGAAGAGGUUAAUAAGGGAAAAUGAGGCCUUUGUUUUUAAGACAGCAACCACAGAUUCCUCUACUAAGAUAGAAUAUUAAUAGCUGAACCAUAAGCUUGAGUGUGAAUGGCUCACUUUAUCAUAGCAGCAGAUACAUGGUUGUAGAGGUCAUUAUGCUUAGCUUUACUAGUCAAGCUGACAAAGAUGGUAGGAUUACAUCAUUUGGUUCAACGUCCCAGCUCCAUCAGCUGCAGAAACAGGCAAAACAUGCUGAAAGUUUUCUUCUACUGUGUAUGCUUUAAGUUACUGUUGUGGCAAUACAGUAGUUUGAAAUAUAAUAAGAAAAAAUAGCUUAAAAUUCUUAAAAUUCUCAAAACUCUUGAUCUCAGAAAAGACAGUUUAUAUGGACUUGCUCAGUUAGUUAACUGACCAACUCCAUCUGCUGAUGAAGGCCAUGAGAUGUGGCUCAAAGCUUCAGAAGUUAUUGGACCUUGAAAGUAACCUUUGCCUCAAUCUAUACAUGACCAGUUGGGACUUAAAAUAAAGGUUUAUAGCUAUGAGAAAGUCAGAUGGUAGAUGUUAUAUGUUCUGCACUGAACCUUGCUUUGCACAUGCUUCUUCAUCAACUGUAGCAUUUAUUCACAGAGAGACAAAAAAAAUUCUAAAGCUGUGAGUGAAUACUUUACUCCCAUAGGAGGGAUGGUUUUAUAGACAAGGAUUAAGCUAAGUCCUAGAUAAGAUUCAUUUUCAGUAUCUGUCUGCAUUGAAAUUUGUUUUUUGUCAAAUUAUUGUCCUUCCUCUUUUGUGUUGGAUACAACCAAUUACAUAUGUAACACCAGAUAAGUCUGUAAAUUUGUAUUUUCAAUUAAUUGCUCCAAAACAAGAAGGAACACAUUUGCAAUCUGCCUCUGCAACAACAUUCUUGUGCAGAUUGUAUUAAACAGUACUCUAAAAUUCAGCACCAGCUGGAUAACAGUGGAAAAAAACCUUCCUUAUAUUGAUUUUCACUUUCCUUCUGGUACAAAUUUGUUAUCAAGAAAACAAUAAAGAAAACCAGACAAACCCUCAUUCAUACUGUAAGACUUGACAAAAAACAUGUUUCAGAAACUAUACCUGCCUCUGAAGUUUGCAGAGGGAUGCCUUAUACCAUAGAGAUGGCACACAGAUCGUUCCCUAUUAUAUAUGUGGGUAGUAAAAACCUGAGCUUUUUCACCAUCAGUAAGUAAAUGUGAUUUCUACCUAGUCAUUCUAUUGACCUUGAUCUUAUCUUCCUGCAAUACAACUCAAUCCUUUCAAGUCUAUGAUACUUGUAAGUAUAUUUAAAACAUAUUUCACUCUAUUAAAUUCAUUACUGUUGGCACUUUUCUAUUGAAAAUUGGUACAAUGUUUUGACUUAUCUUUGUGUUGUUGUUGUUAUUGAUGUAAUUUUACAGAUCCAAAGGUGGUUUCCUGUAUAAGUUGUAAGAUAAUGUGGGAUAGUUAAACAGAUGGACUGAUCCUGGGUAUACCUGGAGUAUAUAAUAUUUGUGAAUGAUUAUCUUUAUGUCUUAAAAUAUAAUAGGAAUACCAGAUGGGUGAGGUUUACUGUAUCAGGUUGGUAUUCAUCUGAUGUGGUAGUCUCAACUCCUCCAAAAAGUGAAGGUAUAAAAUAAUCAUUGACAAAUAGUAUUUGAAAAGUAAUAUAGUUUUCAGCAAACGUCUGUCUAAAAAAAUAUAUAUUUAGUCUGGGAACAGACUUGUUCCACACCUGUGAAUUUUCAUCCCUAUUAAGGUUUUGUUGUCCUUCAGUUGUCACUGUGUGUUUAUUGUAUUCAACUGUGGAGUUGCAAACUAUAAAGGUGUGCCUUAAAUAAUGACUUUCUUUUUCUGAACCAA